This is a messenger RNA of Eleginops maclovinus (Patagonian blennie), 3959 nucleotides long. RefSeq names its product integrin alpha-5-like. The coding region runs from base 137 to 3301 and encodes 1054 amino acids. The transcript is spliced from 30 exons. Gene Ontology annotation, biological process: integrin-mediated signaling pathway; cell adhesion mediated by integrin; angiogenesis. Gene Ontology annotation, cellular component: integrin complex; external side of plasma membrane. Lineage: Eukaryota; Metazoa; Chordata; Actinopteri; Perciformes; Eleginopidae. The record is from RefSeq and is a predicted model, not a curated record. Gene Ontology annotation, molecular function: integrin binding.
CACUCUGGACCAGUACACGGGACCUGUUGGAGCUGAAGGGGAUUACUGCAGAACUUUAUGAAUACUCCAGUACAGCACGGAUGAUGCGUUUUGCGCUUCAGCUACUCAAUGAAAGAGGAGACGCGCAAAAGAAGAGAUGGGCACCGUUCCUGGACUUUCUCCUCCCCGGUCCUGGGGAAAAAGUCACGGUCAUAACGCAGCGUUGGUUUUACCUGUAGUGGCGGUUCUGCUGCAGCUUUGCGCCGCUUUUAACUUGGACACGGAGAAACGCGUCGUUUUCACCGGACCACCGGGGACUUACUUCGGAUAUUCAGUGGAGUUCUUCAGCAACUCAUCCAGUUUCAGUGUUUUGAUCGGCGCCCCGAAAGCCAACACCAGCCAGCCCGACAUCACUGAAGGAGGAGCCGUGUACUCGUGCCCCUGGAGCCAAGCUAACUGCAGCAUGAUCGACUUUGACAAGCAAGGCGAUCGAUAUUUUUACAUAAGCAACGUGAACACUCAGGUCGAGUUCAAGUCCCAUCAGUGGUUCGGAGCUACAGUGCGUUCCCAUGGUAACAGCAUCCUGGCUUGUGCUCCCCGUUACUACUGGAGAACCGAACACGACGAACCCUUCGCAGAUGUCACAGGAACCUGCUACCUCUCUGUAGACAGUCUUAAAACGUUCGUUGAGUACGCCCCCUGCCGAACAGAAAGACAUGGACCUGUUGGACAGGGCUUUUGUCAAGGAGGAUUUAGUGCAGACUUCACUAAGGACGGGAGGGUAGUGCUCGGAGGACCAGGCAGUUUUUACUGGCAAGGCCAGCUGAUCUCAGCCACCACCGAGGAGAUUGUGAAGGCCUACUACCCCUCAUACUUUCUGCUGUCAGUCGCCGGGCAGAUUCAGACGAGACAGGCGCAGGGGAACUACGACGACAGUUACCUGGGUUACUCUGUGGCUGGUGGCGAGUUCAGUGGGGAUGAUGAGGAAGACUUCAUCACAGGAGUUCCUAAAGGACUCAUGCUCUAUGGUGUAGUGUCCAUAUUAAAUGGAAGGGACCUGAAGUCUCUGCUCAACUUGACAGGGGAGCAGAUGGGGUCCUACUUCGGCUACGCAGUGGCAGCCACCGACAUCAACAACGACGGUUUGGAUGACAUGAUAGUGGGAGCUCCAAUGUUCAUGCGUCGAGGAUCCAACGGGCGUCUGGAGGAGCUGGGUAAGGUGUAUGUUUACCUCCAGAGAGGCCCUCUGCUGCUGGAGCCGAGCCCGUCUCACCUGACGGGUCAACAGGCCUUCAGCCGCUUCGGCACCUCGCUGGCUCCGCUGGGGGACCUCAACCAGGACGGAUUCAACGACAUGGCCAUCGGCUGUCCCUACGGAGGGGAUGACCAGCAGGGAUUGGUUCUCAUUUAUAAUGGCUGUGCCGAAGGACUGAUAGACACACCCACUCAGACUCUCUCCGGCCAAUGGGCUUCCAGCUCUUUCCCAGCCAGUUUUGGCUUUUCCCUGCGUGGCAACAGGGAUCUGGAUCAAAACGGCUAUCCAGAUCUGAUUGUUGGUGCGUUCGGGGCGGAUAAAGCAGUCUUAUACAGGGCUCGACCCAUAGUGAGUGCCAGUGCGUCUCUCACGGUGCAGCCGACCAUGCUCAACCACGAGGAGAAGACCUGUGAGCUGAUCACAGGGACCGAAACCACGGCUGUGUCUUGUGUCAGCAUCGGUUUCUGCCUGCUGGCUAAUGGGAAGCACCUCCCCACUCAUCUAGGCUUUGUGGUGGAAGUCCAGUUGGACAGUGUGAAGCAGAGCCAGAAGGAGUCCAUCAGGAGGACUCUGUUCCUGGACAGCCAGCAGCCCAGUCUGCUCAAGACCUUCAGUCUGGAGAACGGAGAACGCUUGUGCCAUGAGACCAAGAUCUAUCUGCGGGGGGAAGAGGAGUUUCGGGAUAAACUCUCUCCCAUUUUCAUCAGCCUGAACUUCAGUCUGGAUCCCCAGGCCCCGGUGGACCAGCAUGGCCUCAGACCGAUCCUGAAUUAUGAGACGGAGCAGCGUAUAGAGCAGAAGGCGCAGAUUCAACUGGAUUGCGGAGACGACAACAUCUGCGUCCCUGACCUCAAGCUGGCUGUUUAUGGUGACCGAGCGGAAGUCUACCUGGGCGAUGAAAACUCCUUGAGCCUGACGUUCAAUGCCAGGAACGAAGGAGAGGGGGGUGCGUACGAGGCCGAGCUCUACGUGGUGCUUCCUCCAGAGGCCGACUACAGCGGGAUCGCACGGAACAACCUGAGCUUGACUCAGCUGACGUGCAGCUACGAAGCAGAAAACCAGACCCGCUACCUCGUGUGUGACCUGGGAAACCCUAUGAAGUCUGGUACCAGUUUAUGGGCCGGCCUUCGGUUCACUGUACCCAGACUGAAGGACACUCACAAUACUGUACAGUUUGAGCUCCAAAUUCGAAGUAAAAAUAUGAAUAACUCAGAGAGCGAGGUGGUGCCGUUUGAGCUGGAGGUGGCUGCUAAGGCUGAGGUCAUUCUGCAAGGUGUUUCCCUCCCAGACAAAGUCAUCUUCCCCCCGCCUAACUGGAAGGUCAGUCAGAGCCUGAGGGAGGAGCAGGAUAUUGGCCCGGAGCUGCAGCAGGUCUACGAGUUGGUGAAUAACGGUCCCAGUGUGGUCAGCCUGUCCACGUUAGAGGUGCGUUGUCCUCUGAGGGCCCACGGACACGAGCUGCUCUACCCUGUGGAGGUCCUCACUGAGGGGCCCCUUAGCUGCUCCUCCAAACACACCUUCAAUGCACUGAAACUCAAGCUCCAGCCUGCAGCGGCACAGCCCACGUCACUAAAAUCCAACCCUGAGCACCACGUCCGGAGGAGGGAGGUGUACAAAGAUCUCCUGGCUGAGCAAGGAAACCUGAGCUGCUCUUCAGUGGAGUGCUGGCAGCUGCAGUGUAGUGUUGGGCAGCUGGAGAGAGGAGCCAGCGUCAUCCUGACUCUACGCUCCCGACUGUGGGCCGAAACCUUCAUCGAGAGGGUCUAUAAGCAGUAUGUCCUGGAGUGCUCUGUUCAGUACAAGGUGGACAAGAUGCCUUACUCUAUUCUUCCCAAAUCCAAGCCAUCAGGAUCCCAAAAGGUGGUGAUGGCUGUGAUGUGGAACAAGCCGGACACGCUUUUCCCAGUUCCAGUGUGGAUCAUCAUCCUGGCUGUUCUGGCUGGGUUACUGUUACUCGCCCUGCUCAUAUAUUUACUAUACAAGAUGGGCUUCUUUAAGAGGUCCGAUCCGUACGGCACCACCAUGGAGAAGGCCCAGCUCAAACCCCAGGCAUCGUCGGAAGCUUAGAUCCGAAGAAGGGGGCCUCUCUGCAGCUGCUCCACACAACUGGAAUCACCGUCACAUUCCUGAAACAAAACAGGGGAACAUGCAGAAGAUGAGCAGGCAACCCAUUCAAGAAGGGACAGUUAUGGGUCACUGGACAUGCACUAAAAAAGCCAAAGCAGGAAAGACUACGAUCAUCAUCAUGCAGUUGAAACGCUCUACUGUUUUGGAUGUGUCAAAUCAGAGCUUGGUUUAUGAAGCUUCUGCAGCAACAAGGACUUCUCAGAAACGCCUCCCUGUGGAAAAACGAUUUAGAUGGAAAAUACUCCACGUACUCAAAGUGUAAAAAAGGAUCAGUACAGGAAGAAAUGCACCUCCAACAAAAAGCACUAAUUCUACAGUAUUUCCUCAUCCCUACAGUUUAAAACUUCCCGAAACUCCAGCCUUUGUAUGAUUUAUCCACCACUCUUUAUUUAUGGCACAGUGCUGUUCCCAUUGGUCGUUGAAUGUUGUACUGUACUGUCCGCACGACAAUCCUGAUCAAACUGCAAUGUUUAACUUGAAUUAUUCCUCUCCCAUAUUGGGAGGUAUUGUGUGUAUCUGUUUGUAAUGUAUUCAUUGUGUUAUGACCCGUUGGUGUUGUGGCCCAGAAUAAAGCCUAAUUUUGUAUACCCACCCAAAA